UUCGUUUAACCCUCUGCUGCUCGCCCUGCGUACCUGUCACUACUCCACUUAGCUGGAUAUGUAAUUUAUACAUUUACUUCGACUGUUUCCUGUCUGUUGUGGCAGUUUGUGGUGGUGGUGGUAGCUGCUACUGCUGCUGCUGCUGCCUGCUGCUGGUGCUCUCCUGGCUGCGUCCUCCUGCUAUGGCGUCCGUGUAUAGCGGAUCCCACACCUUGAGCAAGGAUGAUGUGAAUUACAGGAUGCAUUUCCGAAUGAUAAACGAGCAGCAGGUUGAAGAUAUCACGAUAGAGUUUUUCUACCGGCCGCAUACGAUAACACUACUGACAUGCACGGUGCUCAGUCUGAUGUAUUUCGCCUUCACAAGAGAUGAUGGAAACCCCGACAGUAAUCUCUGGGUGGGGCUCAUCCUGGUCAUCUCAUUCUUCCUCAUCAUCAGUGUUUUGGCAUUUCCUAAUGGCCCAUUCACCAGACCACAUCCAGCAAUAUGGCGAAUAGUUUUUGGUCUGAGUGUCCUCUACUUCCUGUUCCUGGUUUUCAUCAUCUUCCUCAACUGGCAGCAGGUGAAGCAGCUAAUGUAUUGGUUGGACCCAAACCUGCGUUAUGCCAAAAGAGAAGCAGACAUAAUGGAAUAUGCGGUGAACUGCCAUGUCAUCACGUGGGAGCGAAUCAUGAGCCAUUUUGACAUUUUUGCAUUCAGUCAUUUCUGGGGCUGGGGUAUGAAGGCCCUGCUCAUUCGAAGCUAUGGCCUGUGUUGGACCAUCAGUAUUACCUGGGAGCUUACUGAGCUGUUCUUCAUGCAUCUGCUCCCUAACUUUGCUGAGUGCUGGUGGGACCAGGUGAUUCUGGACAUUCUGCUGUGUAAUGGAGGGGGCAUCUGGCUUGGCAUGACUGUGUGUCGCUUUUUGGAGAUGAGGACCUACCACUGGGCUAGUAUUAAGGACAUCCACACCACCACAGGGAAGAUCAAACGAGCCGUGUUACAGUUCACCCCUGCAAGCUGGACCUAUGUUCGCUGGCUUGACCCAAAGUCCUCCCUGCAGCGAGUGAUGGGCGUCUAUCUGUUCAUGAUCAUCUGGCAGCUAACAGAGUUGAACACGUUCUUCCUCAAGCACAUUUUCGUUUUUCCCGCAAGCCACGCUCUUAGCUGGUGUCGGAUUCUGUUCAUCGGUAUCAUCACAGCUCCAACAGUGAGGCAGUAUUAUGCGUACCUUACAGACACACAGUGCAAGAGAGUUGGAACACAGUGUUGGGUGUUUGGGGCAAUUGCCUUCCUGGAGGCCUUAGCGUGUAUUAAAUUUGGACAGGACUUGUUUUCAAAAACACAGAUCCUCUAUGUGAUCCUCUGGCUUCUGUGUUUGGCUUUCAUUACAUUCCUGUGCCUGUAUGGAAUGGUGUCGUAUGCUGAAAAUUAUGGUCCAAGAGAAAAGAGCCUCUCAGAAUGUGAGGACAGUAAUUACACAGAAUCUGCUGACUAUGUGUUCGAAGGAUUUAAAGGAGAGACGGAGGUGGAUGGAGACAGCCCUACAACAAGACGGAGAGGAAAGGGCUCAGGAAAGAUCAAAUCCAUCAACGGCCUGGACGGCCAGUAGGAGUUAAAGCCAGAGGGCAGUGGGCGACUCCUGAACUUACCCCAAGGAGCCAGAUGUGGAGGUGUGGUCACAGGUUGAAUAGGGGGUUAAGAAACGACUACUUCCAGGUGUAAUUGAAGUCUAGAAAGCCCCCACCUAUAGUAGAGGGAAUGGAGACAGGCAAGACUAAGUGGAUGAACAGGUCCAUGUGGUGUUAUUAGGAGUGUGCAGAGGCUUGGACUACAGAGAUGCACACUAAACAGUGUGAUGUAGUCAUAAAAGCUCCUAAACCACGGAUCACAGGUUUGUGUGCAUGUGUGAUGAGAGAGAGAGGAAUGGUGGUAUUUCGUGUGUGUGAGAGAGAGAAAGAGGUGGCAAUAAAAACGGCCGACUUUAGAUGUGACUGCAUGAUCAUUGUAGCUGAUAAACUAUAAUUUACAAACAUUUAUCCUAUGAUACAGUAUAUCGUUGAUGGUUAAUGUACAUCUGACUGGUUUACGCCAGCCUUAACUCCAGUAUGUGGGUUCAACACAUUUCAAUGUUAAAAGCCAUUAUGUAGAAUUUAUCACAUUAAUUAGAGCCUCUGUGUUUAUAGGACAGAAAUGCUUAAGUCUUUUUAUUAGUAUCUGUCAUAGAUUGUCUAUUUACAUCAAAGAUGUUCACAUUUGUUUUGUGUUUAUAACUUGAAUGUGGACAGGAUUUCAAUGCAAGACAUCUUUAGCUUGUUAGCAUCAUCGACUGAGGUUUGUGUUUGAUCUGGAACAAAGCGAAGCACACAGUUUAAGCACUUUUCAGAAUGUUUUCUUGGAAAUACUGUACAUUUUGUAAUGCUUGUGUAUUUUGUGAAUCUAUGUGACCUUGAGUGAUUUUACUCUCCCUGUCCAUCUGUGGCUGCUAUCUCUUUUUUGUUGUUUGUUUGUUUUGUUUUUAACUGUACUGAUAACAGAGGGCAAUUAUUCAGAUUCCUGCAUGUGUUGUCAGGCUCUUCCUGUCUGUGUGCAGGUGGUAUUGUUUUACUGUCAACCUUCUUGUUAUUGCAUAUAUUGCAUUUGCAUGGCUGUGUCAAAUCAAAUCAAGUGUUUUAGUGGGAAAAUGUUACACGAGUAGUCAACAGAUCUUUGUAUUACACCACACACCAGGAUGCCAGUAUUGUUAUUUUUUAUGUCUUUCGCUGUAAUUGUAACAUUUUAAUUCACCCCUCGUGCCUGUUUGCAUGUUCUUUUUUUCUUUUCUUUUUUAUUCUUAACUUUUCUCAGUUUGUAUUAAGACUAAAUUUGAGCUUUUUGUGUUUGAUUCUUCUGCCCUUAUUUUCAUUUGCUCUGUCAGUAUCAUCUCAGUACAGAUAUAUCCCUCAUAAUCCUCGACAAUCCAGACGUUGACCUCUGUGGAAUGGACCAGGCUGCCGUGCUACAGUAGACACUAUAAAUGGUACAUUGUCUCUGGAUUUAGAUGUCAUUUGCCAAAAACAAUUCCACUGAAAAUGACUUGUGCUGUUCUUUUUCACUGUGAAAUAAUGAAACAUAUUAAAAUGUUUUACAUCUCCUUAAA
This is a messenger RNA of Seriola dumerili (greater amberjack), 3116 nucleotides long. RefSeq names its product phosphatidylserine synthase 1 (gene ptdss1a). Gene Ontology annotation, biological process: phosphatidylserine biosynthetic process. NCBI's taxonomy places the organism in Eukaryota, Metazoa, Chordata, Actinopteri, Carangiformes, Carangidae. Gene Ontology annotation, molecular function: L-serine-phosphatidylethanolamine phosphatidyltransferase activity. The record is from RefSeq and is a predicted model, not a curated record. Bases 183 to 1589 code for a protein of 468 amino acids. The transcript has 13 exons.